AUGGAUGGUGACGAAACAGACUACGAAACUAUCUCCUCCGCUGAGAGUGAGGCUGACGAGCAUGUGGCCGACGAGCAAGAGGCUGACGAGCAUGAAGCGGAACCUGGUACCCCAGUUUCUCCAGGAUCGAACGCCGAAAACCCUUUUGUUGUAGACGAUGAUCCCAGCUUAGCCGAUGAGCCCAACUUAGCGGACGAACCUCCUCUCUUCGUUGAGGACGCCCCUCAGUUCGUCGAAGAGGUGACUGAUGGGGAUUAUGUUAACGAUGAGGAUGGACAGUCAAGUGGGAGCCAAAGCAGCAGCAAUGAGUCCGAGUCAGAAGAUUCCCAAACCGAUGCUUCAUCCGAAGGACAGGAUCAGAACAAUGUCUUUGAUUCAGACGCUGAAGAGCCUCCUUGGAGUUUGGUGCAUUGCCAGGAAUUCUGCCAGCCACACUGGCAGAGGAUUCACAACAAAUCCUACAGAAGAAAGUGCAGAAUCAUACGGCUUACACAGGAAUACCGCCGAGUUCAAAGAGAGAAUCGCGAGCUUCGAGCAGAAGUCGAGGACCUCAGGGCCCGCUUGGCAGCUCGUAGGCAAGUUCGCGGACGAUACAAGGCGACAUGGUAUCAGCUUUACCGCCUGAGGGAUAAUAGGCAAAAUAUGCCGAACGGAAGGGCUAUCUCAUGGGCACAAAUCUACAAGAAAUCUUGCCUAGAGGGGAACAUGAGCCAAUUACUCACUUUCGUCCACCCGAGACUUAAGUUGAGACCGCCAUGUCCUCGAGAUGAACAAAGCACACCUCGAGAUGAACAAAACACAACCCGCACUGAGGAGGAGCCAUUCGUCUCCUGGGUCUGGGCUCGUCUCCCAGCAGGCGUUCAAUUGGAGGUGCUCCGACAUCUUCUAGUUUUCACGGAUGGCCCGAUUCAUGCCAUAUCUAGACUUGACCCUUAUAAUGAACCCCCGCAACCGCCGCGGAAUUGCCUGGGGAAAAUCAGCUACUUGCAUCGCUUUCAUAUUGGGAUUAGAUCUGUGAGCUUGACAUAUGCUCUCAACCCCCAAAAGGUCUUGGCUCCGCUGAGAGGUCGCUUCGCGAAGGGGAUCGGCUCACGACUCCAGCGUGUUCAGUCCAUUUCCCUUCUUUGGAAGGGAUCCCAGUAUCUUACCUUCAAGCCUACAGAACAUGGCCAUUGGUCGUCUCGGCGUACUCAUCCUUUGCUUUGGUUGAGUGAGGCAAAGCACCUGCUGAAUGUGGAGUUCUUCCUGCAAGAAUCUCAUCCUGAAGUCAUGAGACGAAAGCACGAACCUCGGGCACUCAUCAACCACAUGGCCGAGAAGACCAAUCUGCAGCCAAGUUACAGGCUGAACAGGGACCUGCGGACCUUACAGGGCCUCGACUACAUUAUUUGUCUUCGUGGUUUGAAAAAGGUCGACUUUUUCGAUUUUGAUAGAUGGAAGAGCAAUGGUGUGAUUGAGCAAGUCCGUGAUUACCGGUUUGUCAUGCACGUCAAGAACAAUGUCUGCCGCUCAAAGGCACCCCACGACGCUGAGACGUCGGAGAUACGAAACCUCGCACCUACAGUGCCCGGCUACGUUAUGGAGUCCGGUGACUGGGACGCCUUGGAGCGCUUCUUGACCAAGCACUUCGGCAUCCAGACUGAGCAGAUACCGCUUCAACGCGGGUACGCACCCGUGAGAUCGCAACCGGUCAGCACAUUCAUUGUAAUCGACAGUGACAGCGAAGACGACUCCGACUCUCGCUCCAGCGUCCGAUUUGGUUCCGGUUCAGGGAUUUUAGAGGAAAGACAAAGCAUGAGCAGUGCCACCUCGGCCAUAGAGGAAGAUCGCAGCAAUCCUGGUUCCGAGCAGCCGAUGGCCAGUACAGAGAGCAAUGCUGGGUCUCUGGAUGAGGUCAUGGAUUUUGACGUUAUUGACCCGGCAGAUGAUGAGAUGAGCGAUAAUGAUGAAGAUGGAGAUGACCUUGGCGAUGCUAUGGACUUGGGAGAAUAG
This is a messenger RNA of Clonostachys rhizophaga, 1992 nucleotides long. The record is from the annotation of a GenBank genome assembly. Lineage: Eukaryota; Fungi; Ascomycota; Sordariomycetes; Hypocreales; Bionectriaceae.